AUGACACAAGUAAUAAAACAAAAUAUGAAUAUACGCAAAAGACGUAUUAUGGAAGCUUUAAAAGAAGUGGAGACGGAAGCACCUACUAUAAGCUUGGACUCAGCAGCAACCAAAAAAGAUGAACCCACUACAUCUGAUGGGUUGAAGAAAAAGCUCAUCUCAACAAACAUAAGAGACAGAACUUCAUUAGAUGCGUUAAAGAUCUCAACAGAAGAAGAACAUAUAUUAGAUGAGCUUAUGCAACAGCUGAUCUCAUCAGACGAUGAAGACGAACCCACACCAGAUGACUUGAAUAAAAUGGUGAUCGCAACAGAUAAACAUACACCAAAUCAACUGAAAAAUGAGCAGAUCUCAACAGAGGAACCUACACAAUAUGAUGUGCAUAAUGUUGAAAUCUCAACAGAGGAACCUACACAAUAUGAAGUGCAUACUGUUGAAAUCUCUACAGAGGAACCUACACCAGAUGAGGUGCAUAAUGUUGAACCCUCACCAAAGGAACCUACACCAGAUGAGGUGCAUAAUGUUGAAAUCUCAACAGAGGAACCUACACAAUUUGAUGUGCAUAAUGUUGAAAUAUCAACAGACGAACCUACACAAUAUGAUGUGCAUAAUGUGGAAAUCUCAACAGAGGAAUCUACACCAGAGGUGGUAAAGAAUGAGCCGAUCUCAACAGGCGACCCAACACCAGAUGUGCACAAUAAUGAGCCGACCUCAACAGAUCAACCUACACUAGCUGUGGUGAAGAAUGAGCCUACAUUAGCAGACGAACCAAAAUUAGACGAUCUAGAGAAGCAAAAGCUAUUAAAAGAAAGAGAACAACAAAUAAAAUUACUCGUAGAACAGUCGAAAUUGGUCGACGAAAAAUUAACAAUGUUGGAAAAUUGGGAAAGAAGCAAACGCGAUGGUUUGGAAAAAUUAGUAGUAGUAGUGGAAAAACUACAAGACUUGGAAGAUGAAGCCGAAAAAUUGGAAGACUUCCUUUGGUCACACAACAUUGAAGUAGACGAAAAAGAUUACGAAAUAUACUUUAAUAAAUGUGAGUCUGAAAAUCCCAUUGAUAAAUCUGCAAAGUCAUUGAGACCUGAAACACCCAAGCCAGAAGAACAACAAAUUAAAAGGAUAAAAAUAUCGGCCACAUCCACGCCUAUUUCCAGAAAACCUAAGCAAAGCGAUAUUGCUGACAAAUUUGAAGCUAACGAAGAUGGCAUGGUAGUGAUAGGACCAAAUGGCACUAUGAUUUCCAAAACAGCUUUACAAGCCAUCAACUGGAACUUGUCGGGAGCAGCACUUACCCGCAAAAUUCUAAUGGAAGUUUUUGGCCGUGAAACUCUAGCCUUUCACACAUUGACGGGAAAACCUUCACCGGCCUUUAUGGACUGCGAUAAGCCCAUGAAAAAUCAAUUGGAACCAUUAAAAGUAGCCGAUAUUAUACAUUUGGUGAUGGAACACACCCAGCUAACGGCAAAGGAAGUGAGAAAUGCUAUUACCACCAAGUGUGCUGAUGAGAAUAAAAUGUUUAGACAAAGAGAGAAGAAACGACAAAAUGCUGCUUUGAAACUAAAAAAGUAG
Molecule: messenger RNA, 1569 nt
Organism: Calliphora vicina (urban bluebottle blowfly)
Lineage: Eukaryota; Metazoa; Arthropoda; Insecta; Diptera; Calliphoridae
Gene: Elba1
Product: Early boundary activity 1
Exons: 2
Coding region: 1-1569 (522 amino acids)
Biological process (GO): positive regulation of neuron differentiation; negative regulation of Notch signaling pathway
Cellular component (GO): nucleus
Molecular function (GO): transcription corepressor activity; DNA binding
Source: RefSeq, a predicted model, not a curated record